AAAAAAAAUACACGGAAGUGGAUCAGAACUUGUCAACACGAAAGGCCAACCGACAUGACGAAGUCUUCCUGAACAAACCUGCCGGACAUGCCGCUGCGCUGACGUUUUUUCACCCCUUUUAUUUUACGCUUUAGUUUUGAUAUAAUUUCCGGCAUUACCACAAUGAGAGUCCCGUGCAGCAUCCGUGCCCUUGUAGUUUUCACUAUAAGCGCGUGCUGCACCGGUAAGGAGACAAACCCCUCGGCACUUCCUCACCUUGUGCCAGAUGUCAUUGGACGCUUCUUCGAAGCCCGCUGUGGGCGUUCCCUGCAAGUGGUGGACAACGAAGUGGGGGAGAUCCGGAGUUCCGCUUACCACAGCUGGUCCUACCGCUUUGGCUCCUCCUUCGACUGCUGGGUCAUCAGAGGGUCGGAAGGAGAGCCCGUCGUUCUCAGCUUUUCACAGUUCUCCGCUCAGUGCAGUCGGAAGGAAUGGGUGUCUAUAAAAUCAUCAGCUGUCAGUGAGCCGGUCGUCCUCUGUGGCUCCAAGUUGCCGCAGCCAAUGGAGUUCCCCGGGGGAAACGUCACGGUGAUGCACCACUUCAUGCCGCAUCAGUUCCCUGUGUCGUCUUUUCUGUUGAGCUACGCCAGAGUUUCUACACAACCCGACUCUGGCGGCUGCCCGGUGACGUCCUUUCAGUGCCGGGACGGGCGCUGCCUUCCUUUCUCCUGGCGCUGUAACGGCCAGGUGGAGUGUCUGGGCGAAGGCCCGGGCCUCGGCUCCGAUGAGCGUGGCUGUGACGAGGAAGAGGAGACCCCCGAACCUCCCGGGGACGGCAUCACGCCGGCAGAAGACGGCAGGGCAGUGGCGACCUCGGCGAGGACCCACGAUCGGGACCCGGAGAGACGUUACCUGACGGAAUCGGACCUGUGGGAGAUGAUGAGGGAGCGGAACAAAGAGUCGGACCGGGGGCCGCCUCUGACCCGCGGGCCGCCGGUCGCGACGGCCGCUCCGGUAGAGUGGCCCUGCGGGGGCUUCCUGCAGACCUUCUAUGGCACCUUCUCCCCACCGGCCAGCCGGGGGCCCGCGCUCUUCUGCGUCUGGACUCUGGACCCUCAGGACACGAGGCCACUGAGGGUGGACCUGCAGCAGCUGGCGCUGGGACCCGGGGACCGACUCACCGUGUACAACAGGGAGCAAGGCAAAGGAGACGUCCUGAAGAUUAUCACCAGCGCCUCCAAUUACAAAUCAAUCCAAGUGGAAUCGCACACCGGCCUGCUGUCGCUGGCCUACGAGGCCGCCUCCGGCUCCGAGGGGAGGGGCUUCAACGCCACGUUCCACGUCGGCAGCUACUGCCCCCCCUGGGAGGGCCGCUGCGGCGGAGCGGCGGGGGGCUGCUUCACGCAGGAGCAACGCUGCAACGGCAAGUGGGACUGCCCCGAGACGGGGAGGGACGAGCAGGGCUGCAGGGGCUGCGGCGCGGACCAGUUUGCGUGCGGCGUGGCGGCGGCGCCCAGUCGCUUCUCGGGCCGCCCGGUGUGCUACCCGGCGACGGAGCGCUGCAACUACCAGCUGUACUGUGCCGACGGCAGCGACGAGCGGGACUGCACGGCGUGUCAGCCGGGGACCUUCCACUGCGACAGCGACAGGUGCGUGUUUGAGAGCUGGCGCUGCGACGGCCAGGUCGACUGCAAGGACGGAACGGACGAGCUCAACUGCACAGUCACCCUGCCCCGAAAGGUCAUCACCGCGGCAACGGUGGGCAGCCUCGUCUGUGGGCUCCUGCUUGUCAUCGCCAUGGGCUGCACCUGUAAACUAUACUCGCUCAGGACCAGGGAGUACAGAAGCUUGUUUGCGCCAAUCAGCCGCCAGGAGGCGGAGCUGAUCCAGCAGCAGGCCCCUCCCUCCUACGGUCAGCUGAUUGCACAGGGCAUCAUCCCGCCAGUGGAGGACUUCCCCACGGAAAACCCCAAUGAGACGUCGUCUCUUUCUCUGCGGGGAAUUCUCCAGCUCCUCCGCCAGGACGACGCCAACUCGCCGCACCGCCGGCGCCGGCCCCGCUUCGUCCGCCGCGCCGUCCGCCGCAUGAGGAGGUGGGGCCUGAUCCCCCGCCACCCGUCGAGGCCGAGUCAGGCGUCGAGCUCCGCCCAGCAGCAGCAGCAGCAGCAGCCGCAGGACGCCGCGCCCUCCGGACAGGAAACGGCCCACCCCGCCCCCCCCUCCCCGUCGGCCGUGGAGGCCGCCAACCAGCCGGUGCCGCAGAAGCUCGGCCUGCUGGGCCGGUCGGAGCAGCAGGGGCUGCCGCCGCUGUCGCCGGCCGCGUCCCCUCUGCCGCCUCCUCCCUACGCCCCUCCGGCCCCGAGCCCGGCCGCCCCCAACACUCCGCCGGUCGCCGUGCCCCCCCCGAGCAGCCCCUCGCUGGCCUCCAUCUUCCACACGCUGGGCCUGAGCAUCUCGCUGUUCCGGGCCUCGCCCUCGCCCUCCACCAACUCCAUGCCCCUCUCGGCCUCCCCUUCCUUCUCCUCGUCCUCCUCGGACGACGAGGUGCUGCUCAUCCCGCUGGCUGAAGACACCGCUUCGGAGGACGACGUGCCCAUGCUCACCUGAAUAACCCCCCCCCCCCCUCUCCCACAAGGCCUCCUAUUAUCCCCUUCACUCAACGAUUUUAGAAAAAAAAAAUAGAAAAAAAACAGACUUUAUUUUUCCUUCCACCUUUGUUUGAACUGAAGCACAGGAGACUCGCUCUGUGCAAGUCUGGUGCCUUUUAAAAAAAAAUAGCUUUUGAGUUGGACUUGUUGAGUCGAGUAUUUCAUUUUGAGAGACCUGCUUGAGUUGGUGUCGGGGGGGGGGGGGGGG
Messenger RNA from Pungitius pungitius (ninespine stickleback), 2835 nucleotides. It is a transcript of the gene lrp10, whose product is annotated as low density lipoprotein receptor-related protein 10. NCBI's taxonomy places the organism in Eukaryota, Metazoa, Chordata, Actinopteri, Perciformes, Gasterosteidae. The coding region runs from base 163 to 2586 and encodes 807 amino acids. The transcript has 10 exons. Gene Ontology annotation, cellular component: plasma membrane. Gene Ontology annotation, molecular function: protein binding; low-density lipoprotein particle receptor activity. The record is from RefSeq and is a predicted model, not a curated record.